Molecule: messenger RNA, 474 nt
Organism: Rotaria socialis
Lineage: Eukaryota; Metazoa; Rotifera; Eurotatoria; Philodinida; Philodinidae
Source: the annotation of a GenBank genome assembly
AUGGCAAGUGGAAGAAUCGUAAAGGAAAUUCGUGAGCCACAGACGGGUUUUACCAAGCCGGAUGCCAUGUUAACUAGAGUAAUUCCUAAUUUUAUUGAUUAUUGUAACAUCGAUCAGUUCAAAGAAACAUCUAACAUAAAAUUGGAAGGUGUUACUAUCUUUGGGUACGAUCAAAGACGCAAAUUUACUAAAAGCACGUGGUUGAAUUCCGAAGACCGAAAUGAAAGUGAAGACAAGUUUCUUGCAACGUUAGAUAAAUCAGACAAGCAGAAAGUCGUGGAAAAUAAAUCAAUCCGGCUCGAUAUACAAAAAUCGACGGGAGAAAACAAAGUGAAUCUUCAAAUACAAUACGAUGGAGUACUUUAUGCUCUGAUUACUGUACCAACUGGCUAUAAGUUUGGUAAGACGAAACUAAAGGAGCUAUUGAAAGACAGUUUUAAGCAGCAGGUGAAAAUUGAAAUCGUAUUCGAAUAG